Molecule: messenger RNA, 1159 nt
Organism: Nicotiana tabacum (common tobacco)
Lineage: Eukaryota; Viridiplantae; Streptophyta; Magnoliopsida; Solanales; Solanaceae
Product: glutathione S-transferase L3
Biological process (GO): protein glutathionylation
Molecular function (GO): glutathione transferase activity
Source: RefSeq, a predicted model, not a curated record
CAAAAGUUGUCAAAGUUGAGGGUCCCCAAUUAUUCUGCCAAGGAUCAUUUAUAGCAUUUCAAUAAUUAUUUCGUCACUGCUCUGCUCACGCCAUACCUUGAUCAUGCUAUAAAGGCUCCAAUUUCCCUUCCCAUUGAUCAUCUAAUUUCACCCCCACAUUUCUACCAGCAACUAUAUAUGGCUACUUCAAGUGUACAAGAGGUUCUUCCUCCAUUUCUUGAUUCUACCUCUGAACCCCCGACUCUGUUUGACGGAACUACCAGGUUGUAUAUCAAUUAUCAGUGCCCUUUUGCUCAGCGUGUAUGGAUCACCAGAAAUGUCAAGGGAUUGCAAGAUAAGAUCAAAUUAGUUCCAAUUGAUCUUCAGAAUAGGCCUGCUUGGUACAAAGAAAAAAUUUACCCGCAAAAUAAGGUGCCGUCUCUGGAGCACGACAACAAAGUGAUUGGAGAGAGUCUUGAUUUGAUUAAUUAUGUUGACAGCAACUUUGAGGGGCCAUCUCUUCUACCUGAUGAUCCCGAAAAACAGAAGUAUGCUGAAGAGUUGAUAACGUACAGUGAUACAUUCCUGAAAGAAGUAUAUACUUCGUUUAAAGGAGAUGUUGAGAAGCAGGCUGGACCACAAUUUGACUACCUAGAAAAAGCUCUGGACAAAUUUGAUGAUGGGCCUUUCUUCCUUGGACAGUUCAGUCAGGUUGACAUAGCGUAUGCUCCCUUUGUUGAAAGGUUCCAAAUCUUCUUGCAAGAGGUGUUUAAGUAUGAUAUCACAUCUGGGAGGCCAAAACUAGCAAAAUGGAUAGAGGAAAUGAACAAGGUUGAUGGUUACAAGCAGACAAAAGUUGAUCCCCAGAAAGUGGUCGACUUAUAUAAGAGCCGUUUUUUGGCAUAAAAUUGAAAUAAAGGGGUGCUCCAUUCAUGUCAUGCACUUAAAAAAGGAUUAUGCAUUAGUAAUACAUAUAUAAAUAAAGUGAUCAAUGUUUGUUGUGUGUAGAUUGUGCUUAGCUUGAGACUUGUUGCUUGUGCUGGAGACUAGUAUCAGCAGAGAUAGAUAUAGCAUCUCAGGAGUUACAAUUAUGUUUUUGCGUGUGUAUUAAACUACUUAAUAUUGAUCAUUAAUUAUCCUGUGUGAACCCCAAGAGUUGAUUCUUGGGAUUGAGCCCCUA